CAAUUAAAAAAGAAAAAGUAAAGAGGACAGUCACCGGCAGCUUUCGUGAAAGAGGCAUUUUCGGGAUACGGGAGUUCCUUGAAACACCUGUUACCUGCCUGCAUUCCUCCUUCAUUCCUGCUUAAUUAAUCACCUGUUGACCUUGCCUGGAAUCCACCUGACCCUAUGAGACCCAGGCAGCUCAUUCCACCCCACCAGAGGUACUGUAAAGGGGUAUUUCCCCUCAUAUAAGGGAGGUGAUCAUCAGGUGGUGCAGGUGACAGGCUGGUGGUCACCAGGCCUGCAUCACAGCUUGCUUCAUGCCUCCUGAUGUGAAAGAAUAGCCCCUUGGGAAUAUAAUAAAAGCCAUGGCUCGAUUUUCUGUUUGCUGCAAACGAAGAGUGACCAAGAAGCAGCUGCUGCUGACCUUCGUGAUGGGAGUGGUGCUGUACAACGAGUGGCUCACCUAUGCCGCCACCACCCUCACCUGGCCGCACCUCACCGCUCCUUCAGAGGAUAGCGUGCGCCUCCUCCUGGUGGCCGACCCUCAGAUAUUGAGCUUGGUUUCAGACUCUGAGCCCAUAUUCCCUCUCAGUUUGAUAACUAUUUGGGAUGCUGACAGGUAUGUUAGCCGUGGUUUUCAAAUGGCACUGUGGAAGACAAAACCUGAUAUUGUUGUGUUUUUAGGUGACCUCUUAAAUGAUGGAAGCAUAUUUAAUGACACAGAUUUUUACUCAACACUUCAGCACUUUAAAAAUCUUAUGACUGUGCCAGACUAUGUUCAGCACAUCAUCGCUGUGCCGGGGGACAAUGACAUCGGAGGGGAAGGAAACGACUUGGUGACCCCUCACAAAGUGAAGCGGUUUUACUCCUUCCUCAACCAAAGCAUGACACUGCAGUACAAAUUUGUGGACUUCAUCCAGCUGCGGGCCAUGGAUGACUAUGAGUUCCCUGACAACACGCUGGCACCAGUGAAUGGAAGAAUUCGCAUCCUUCUGUCACACAUGCCUCUCUUGACCAGAACAAAGAAGAGGAUAAGACUGGAAAUCAUCAAACAGAAAGCCUCCUUCAUAUUCUCUGGGCACGAUCACGACUCCUUUCACUUCACUUCCACCAAGCAUGCAGCUCACGCCCAUGGCUUUGAGGUCCUCCCAAAGGAGAAGCAGAGGUGGCAGUAUGAAUCUCUGGGCCCUCUGCUGCACGAAAUAUCAGUGCCUACUUGCUCCUACAGGAUGGGUAAAUUGACUGCUGGCUAUGGUGCAGCUGUUAUUGAAAAGUCCGGGAGAAUCACCUACACCGUGUUGUGGCUUCCUUCGCGCUUCACACAGCUGUGGAUUUACCUGGGUGCCCUUGGCCUUAUUAUUUUUAUUAUGCUGUUACCAGGUAUUCUAUGUCUCCUCAGAUGUUUUCUUUGUAAACCUGUACAAUUCUGUGUUCUUACAUCCACCAUGAUUGUCCAGGGUCUUAAAAAAAGAUACAAGUGGUUAUUAAGAAAAGGUUAAGUAGAGAUAGGCUAUAAAAGAUGGAUAAGAGACAGCCAUGAAGCCUAAACUCUCUCAGAAUAUCUCACACUCACUGACCACAUUCUACUUAACACCAUCAUCAUCCCUAGCACUGUUUCUUGCAGUGAACUGAGGCAGCAGGCAGAGUAGGAGGAGAGUGCCAAUUGAGAAAAUAAGGCUCAUCUAUUGAAAGGGCACCACAUGUCCUUCUUAUAAACCAACCCACCUAACACUCUUCUGAAUGAAUGUUGCUCCUCUACACUUAAAACUUCAGGUGACUUCAUUUAUCUGUGAAGGUAAUGAGGUAUGCUUGUCUGUCAGCUUGUAUCACUCUUCCUGCCUUUUUUAUUAAGUUUUCUUUCACUUUUAUAUCUUUGUUACAUUAACCUUUUCACUGUGAUGUAUAGAAUUUAGAGCAUUGAAGGCAAUGUAAAACUUUUUUAUAAGCAUUACGAGAAAGUGAAAAGAAAGGAACAAAAAUUUUUUUUUUCUAUAUCUAGACAGUACAAUGUAAUCAGGAAAGAUAGCAAAAGUUAGUUCAGUUUCAGAGGAAAUCCAGAAGAGAUUAGAAUAGAAUGGUAUUGAUACAUUAAGUGAAAGAUUCCAGUAUGUAGGACAAGAUCACAGGAACUAAAUGUAAUUAUUGGAGUUGAUAAGGCAGGCUGGGAAAUGGGUGAAAGGACUGCAGUUUGACUUGAGCAUUAGAGGUGAAAGACAGAUUUGUGGAGAAGACAAGCAAGAACCAGCGUUAUGAAUGUCAGGAAAGCUGCUGGAAAAGAAGACAAUUUAAUGGUUUGAAUUAGCUAUAGAACAAAAAUACCUCAGUGUUUUACGAAUAAUGAUAAGAAUUUUGACAAGAAGAGAUGGAAGGUAGUUUUAUGAAGACAAGACAAACAAGAACCAGCUGUUUAUGAACAUGGGGGAAAAAAGGAAAAGAAGACAGUAUAGCAUUUAGAACAAAGAAUUCUCUCAGUUCUUUGUGGGUAUGUAGUGAUAUCAAGAGCAGUGAAAAGGCUAAUACAGUGCAUGUAUGUUGACUUUUCAAUGGACAUAUUCCCUAUGCCUGAAUUAACCUGGAUUUCAUGUGACAGCUGAGUGAGUAAUGUGUUGAUUUACGUGCUGGCAAAUUAUCUUCCAUCUUGCUUUGCUGAGUCUUAACUUUUGGUCACAUUGGUGAGAUAUGAAGGAAAAACAUGCAUACACUUGUAACAUUAUGGUCUUUUGCUUAACAUUAUGUCAUAACUGCUUUCUAUUUUGGUCUUUUUUUCUGCCUUCUGCUACCUUCUUACAUAUGUUUAGUUUUCUUGGCACAACAAAACUGCAGUAAAGGUCACAAGUGUCAGUUUGUU
Messenger RNA from Portunus trituberculatus (swimming crab), 2830 nucleotides. RefSeq lists its product as uncharacterized. NCBI's taxonomy places the organism in Eukaryota, Metazoa, Arthropoda, Malacostraca, Decapoda, Portunidae. Gene Ontology annotation, molecular function: hydrolase activity. Gene Ontology annotation, biological process: GPI anchor biosynthetic process. The coding region runs from base 348 to 1481 and encodes 377 amino acids. Gene Ontology annotation, cellular component: endoplasmic reticulum. The record is from RefSeq and is a predicted model, not a curated record. The transcript has 8 exons.